UUCUGGUUUGGGUCAAGCACACAGGACCCUUUGGAAUUCUUCGAGUCCACAAGGGCCGAAGCCUGCAUCCCUCUCCCGAAAAGCGGUGGCCACAUCCUUGUGACCGAAGGCAGAAACCCUUGCUCUCGGGAAUCGAAUAGGAAGAGAUCUGGUGGGAGACGCGAGAAAGAGUAGGGAGCGAACGUCGACGAUGCGGAUCUGUGCGAUGAUCCUGCGGCCCACCGCGGCGCGGCUGCUGUGCUCUGUGCUUCUCCUCAUCUCCCUGCUGCCGCCCGGCGCGACGGCGGUGUGGUUGAACCUGCCCGCGUCGGGGACCAAGUGCGUGUCGGAGGAGAUCCAGCCCCACGUCGUCGUGCUCGCCGACUACGCCGUCAUCUCGGAGGACCACACCCGCGGAAUCCCCACUCUCUCCGUUAAGGUGACAUCACCAUAUGGAAACACUCUUCAUCACCAAGAAAAUGCUACUGUAGGUCAAGUUGCAUUCACAACCACAGAGGCUGGCAACUACCUAGCAUGUUUCUGGAUGAUGGUGGCUAAGGAAAUUAGAAGCUGCUGUGAGGCAAUACAUGAGAACCUGUUAUAUCUCAAGGCCAGGGAAGCAGAAAUGAGAGUAGUGAGUGAGAGAACAAAUGCUAGGGUUGCAUGGUUCAGUAUAUGUCCCUGUGUUUGCAUCGGUGUCUCUGGCUUGCAGUUGUGGCAUCUGAAGAGGUUCUUCCAAAAGAAGAAACUUAUUUAG
This is a messenger RNA of Phoenix dactylifera (date palm), 736 nucleotides long. The record is from RefSeq and is a predicted model, not a curated record. NCBI's taxonomy places the organism in Eukaryota, Viridiplantae, Streptophyta, Magnoliopsida, Arecales, Arecaceae.